Messenger RNA from Condylostylus longicornis, 2448 nucleotides. RefSeq lists its product as uncharacterized. Lineage: Eukaryota; Metazoa; Arthropoda; Insecta; Diptera; Dolichopodidae. Gene Ontology annotation, molecular function: catalytic activity. The record is from RefSeq and is a predicted model, not a curated record. The transcript has 3 exons. Bases 1 to 2448 code for a protein of 815 amino acids.
AUGAUGAAACCUGGGAAAAUGAGAGAAAUUGCAGAUGAGAUGGACAGAUUCAAAAUAGAUUUAGCAGCCCUUCAGGAAAUCAGAUGGAAAGAUACUGGAAUAAUAAAAAAGGAAGACUACAUAGUUUACUAUAGCUGCAGUAAAAAUAGAACCGGGCAAUAUGGUACAGGUUUUAUGGUUAUGAAAAAAUUAUCAAAAUGCGUAUUGGGCUUUACACCUACAAAUGAAAGAUUAUGCUCUUUAAGAAUCAAAGGGAAAUUCAAUAACAUAACUGUAAUUUCGGCACAUGCUCCUACCGAAGAUUCCCACGAAACAGAAAAAGAUUAUUUUUAUGAUAAAUUGGAAGAGAUAUGUAACAAUGUAAGCGGACAUGAUACAGUUUUAAUACUGAGCGACUUCAAUGCCAAGAUAGGCAAGGAGGUCUUUGCCAGGGAAGUUGCUGGCCAACACUCCCUUCAUGAUACAACAUCACCAAAUGGGGAAAGACUUUGCCAUCUUGCUUCGGGUACAUCGACAUAUAUAGUUAGCACACAUUUUCCGCAUAAAAAUAUACAUAAGGGUACAUGGAAGGUACCAGGAAGCAGUACUGUGAACCAAAUAGACCAUGUACUCGUAUCUAAAAGAUGGAUGUCAUCAAUACUAGACGUAAGGGCCUGCCGAGCUGCAAACUGUGAUAGCGAUCACUACAUGAUCCGAAUUAAAAUCAGACAAAGGAUCUCAAACGUUGGAAAGAAUAGGGGUCAAAAAAGAAAUAAAUACGACACAGAUAAAUUAAAAGACGAGAACACACUCACAAGAUAUAGAAAUAAAAUUGAAGAGCAGCUCAACAACAUCCAACAAACAGCGCAGGCCAAUAACAGUAUCAAUCAGGAAUGGGAAAAUUUGAGUAAAACAUUAGUAACUUGCACAAUGGAAACGCGUACAGCCAUAAAAAAAAGAGUAGAAGAAAUCAAUUCAGCGCAUAAUAGCAAGAGCAUAAGAAAAUUCUAUGCUAAUUUAAAACAUGAAAAAGCUGGAUUCCAACCAAAAUUAAUAAAUGUUAAAGACAAGGACGGUAUUAUAUUAACUGAAAAAAUGCAAAUACUUAACAGAUGGAAGCAAUAUUUUCAAGAGUUAUUGAAUACAGAAUCAAGGGAAGAAACAACACAAUGGGUGGCAGCGGGGGAUCAGGAGGAACGUGUCGAUGAGCCUUCUAUGGAUGAAGUGCUCAACUCCAUUGAUUCUCUAAAGGCACACAAAUCACCAGGAGAAGAUUCAAUAACAACAGAGAUGAUAAAAAACGCAGGCAGUCGGUUUCAUGAAUCUGUUAAUGGGCUAGUACGCAGAAUUUGGAGUGAGGAAAUAAUGCCCGAAAACUGGAACGUCGCUUUUAAACAAGCAUUCGAUAGUAUCAAAAGGAAUACAAUUACAACGGCUCUGUCGAGUCUUGGUAUUCCAUCAAAAUUGAUUAGACUAGUCAUGAUGACACUAAAUGGAACCAAAGCCCGAGUAAUGGUGCAGAAUGAAGUUUCAGAGGUUUUUACGUUUGGCGCUGGCGUCAAACAAGGUGAUACUCUUUCACCAACUAUUUUUAAUUUGGUACUACAUUAUGCGAUUCGACAUUUGUACAGAAAUGGAAAUAUAAUAUAUAGAUCAACUCAAAUAGGCGCAUAUGCAGAUGAUAUAAUUAUAAUGGUUAAGCGAUUACAGGACCUAAAAGAAAUCUUCACGGAGUUGGAAGAAUCUUGUUUAAAUAUUGGUCUAACAAUAAACGAAAAUAAAACAAAAUAUCUUAAAGUAUCGCGAUCGAAUAGUAGAAGAACCGUAGAAAAUAUUGUUAUUGGGAGAUAUAAUUUUGAAGGCGUAAGCGAGUUUUCGUAUCUAGGUGCUCAAAUAAAUAAUAUGAACGACACAAAUAGAUGCAUCCAAAGUAGAAUAUUAGCAGGAAAUAAAUGUUACUACGCUUAUGAGAAAUUGUUUAAAUCCAAACUACUUACCAGAACCUGCAAACUUCAAAUGUACAAAAGAUUGAUUAGGCCGGCCGUAACUUAUGGUGGCGAGGUAUGGACGCUCACCGUGGCAGAUGAGAAUAUGUUACGUAUAUUUGAAAGAAAAAUUCUAAGAAAAAUUUAUGGACCCAAGCAGGAUGAUACUGGAAAAUACUACAUGAGAUCAAACGCAGAACUACUUAAUCUAAUUAGGGGUGAAGAUAUUGUACGCUUCGUCAAAAGUCAAAGAAUCAAGUGGGCCGGGCAUGUGUAUAGAAUGCCGGAAGACAGACUGCCAAAAUCAAUAAUGAGGGCUAUACCAAUGAAUACGCGCAGCAGAGGCAGACCUAGGCUCAGAUGGAAAGAUAAUAUAGAACAGGACUUGAGAAAAGUUGGGGUUACCAACUGGAGAAGCUGUGCAGCCGACAGAAAUCUUUGGAGGAUGAUUGUACAACAGGUCAAGGCCCACCCCGGGCUGUAG